AUGUUAUCACAUAGAAUUCGUGGACGAUACAAAAUGAUGAAAUUGUACUUGAAUUGUGAUGAUAAAAAUAAUCGAGAUGAUGUAUCGUGUAUAACUGACUCUCAACAUGAAAAAUAUUCAACGACAUUUGUCAGUAAUAGUAAUAAUAAUAAUGAUAGUGGCAACGAAAACAAUAAUAGUAAUACUAAUGAUACUACUAUUACUACUACUACUACUAAUACUAAUACCACUACUACUACUAAUACUACUACUACUACUAAUACUACUACUACUACUACUACUACUACUACUACUAAUAAUAAUAAUAAUAAUAAUAAUAAUAAUAAUAGUCAAGAACAUGUCUCUUUGAUAUUCAAAGUUAAACAUUGA
Messenger RNA from Schistosoma rodhaini, 369 nucleotides. The record is from the annotation of a GenBank genome assembly. NCBI's taxonomy places the organism in Eukaryota, Metazoa, Platyhelminthes, Trematoda, Strigeidida, Schistosomatidae.